UUUCCUUUACGUCAAUUAUAUUUAGAAAUUUCUUAUUCAAGUUCUCGUGAAUAUAUGGAUGCUGAAAUUUAUAAAUUAGCUUCAUCUUUACCUUAUACUUUAGAAAAUCUUUAUUUAAAAUGUCAUAUCACUCCUGAUUAUUUGGAUAUUUUAUUAAAUAGAUCUCGUCCAAAUAUUAAAUCUUUAUGGUUAUAUAAUGUAUCUGAUUAUUAUAUGGAUUAUUUAAAAAUAUUAUAUCAUUAUUCUUUAGUACAAAAUAAUCGUUUAAAAGAUGUUAGAUUUAAUUGGAAUAGAUCACUUAAUAAUAGUAGAAGGAAUAGAAGAUCAAGUAGUGUAACAAGUUGUGAUGAUGAAGAAUUUAAAAAGACUGUUUCUAAACAUUUAAAAGAUGCUAGACAAAGUAUUUUAAAAGAGAAAAGAAAAGAAAAGAAAGAAUCUUUUGAUAAUAAUAAGAAUCCUUUUAUUAUAAGUGAAGUAAAAAAUCAUAUUUUUAGUUAUCAUGAUAAAGUUUUUGAAAGAAAAUUGAGUGAUUAUAAAGAUCAUUAGUGAUUUGGUAGAGAAAAAAAAAAAAAAUUUAUUUUAUGUAUAAAAAAGAUUAUUUGUAUUUAGUUUUUUCAGUCAUUUUUUUUUUUCACUUCAUCCAUUAAUCAUCAAUCAAUGUAUCAAAAUGUAUUUUUAUUUUAUUUAUUAUCAUCAUAUUAUAGUAUUACUAUACUGUAA
Messenger RNA from Rhizophagus irregularis DAOM 181602=DAOM 197198, 720 nucleotides. NCBI's taxonomy places the organism in Eukaryota, Fungi, Glomeromycota, Glomeromycetes, Glomerales, Glomeraceae. The record is from RefSeq and is a predicted model, not a curated record.